Messenger RNA from Adelges cooleyi (spruce gall adelgid), 1254 nucleotides. RefSeq names its product CCR4-NOT transcription complex subunit 7-like. NCBI's taxonomy places the organism in Eukaryota, Metazoa, Arthropoda, Insecta, Hemiptera, Adelgidae. Gene Ontology annotation, molecular function: poly(A)-specific ribonuclease activity; nucleic acid binding. The record is from RefSeq and is a predicted model, not a curated record. Gene Ontology annotation, cellular component: P-body; CCR4-NOT complex; CCR4-NOT core complex. The transcript has 2 exons. The coding region runs from base 221 to 1093 and encodes 290 amino acids.
CUUGUCACUCGAAGUAAGUACCAUAUAAUAUUUUGUUUUGUUUUUGUACCGUCGGCCGAUUAGGCGGGUCCCCGCCGUCGAUGAUAAUAACCGGUGGUGUUAUUAUACCUAGUGGUGGUGCACUCCGUUUCGACGAUGGUAUUAUUAUUAUCAUGAGUGUCCACUGUCGGCACGUGCGCCCGUACAAUCAUCGCAUCCCUCGUGUUUAAUCGUCUAGAACAUGCCUGCCGCCGCCGUCGAGGAUAUCCAAGCACCUGAGCAGGAAACCUACGUGGGACCCGAGUGCGGCAUCAAAGACGUGUGGGCGUACAAUUUGGAGGAGGAGUUCGCGUGCAUACGGAAAAUAUUGCCAAAAUAUUGCUAUGUGGCCAUGGACACCGAAUUCCCCGGAGUGGUGGCCCGGCCCAUCGGCGACUUCAAGACCACUUCCGAUUACCUGUACCAGCUGUUGCGUUGUAACGUCGACCUGCUGAGAAUCAUCCAGUUGGGUCUUUCGUUUUUCGACGAACACGGCAAAACGCCCGACGGCUACUCGACGUGGCAGUUCAAUUUCAAAUUCAACUUGUCGGAAGACAUGUACGCCCAAGACAGUAUAGAGCUGCUGACGAAAUCCAGUAUACAAUUUCAAGAGCAUCAAGAACAUGGGAUAGAUCCUACAGACUUUGCCGAGUGUAUAAUCACGUCCGGUUUAGUGUUGAUGGACAAUAUAAAAUGGAUGACGUUUCACAGCAGUUUUGACUUUGGAUACCUGGUAAAAGUGUUGACGGACGAAAAACUACCUCAAGAGGAGUCAGAGUUUUUCGACAUGUUUUCCUUAUACUUUCCGUGUGUGUAUGAUAUCAAAUACUUGAUGAAGAGCUGCAAAAACUUGAAGGGCGGCCUGCAAGAAGUAGCCGAUCAACUAGAAUUAAAACGGAUUGGUCCACAGCAUCAGGCUGGCAGUGAUUCUCUGCUGACUGGCAUGGCUUUUUUCAAAAUAAGAGAUAUGUAUUUUGAAGGAAUGAUAGAUAGUAAAAAGUAUUGUGGUCAUUUGUAUGGCUUAGGUAUUACCACGUUGAACAACGGCCAAAUACGGUAUGAAGGGCCACUUUAAAUUAACUUACCAAAAACAAUACCACAAAUUUGCCCUCUCAAUUUAUUUAUUUUUAUAUGAUUUUGUUCACCAAUUGUGGAUGAAAUUGAAGAAUUAUAGAGAUAAAAUUAGUUUAGAUUUAUGUUAAGAACAUUUAAUUAAAAGAAAUUGUCUACUUUAAA